AUGGAGCAGGCUGAAGGCGAAGCGAAACCGCCGGUUGUGAAACGACGGGUUUAUACGGUUGGGCAGGUAAGUUGAAGUUUUGAAGUUAUUUUUAUAGGUUUUUAAGUAACAACUGAUUUUGUUGGUUCAAGUUUUUGCGUGAUAUAGGUCUUUAGGUAACAAAUGGGUCUUAAGCGGCAAUAUUUUUAAAAAUACCACACCCAAAGUCAUGUUGGAACUAAAAAAUUACGUUGAAAUGAAAAUAACAAGUUGUAGUUGAAAAUCACGUUAUACCUUUUAGUCCGUCCGCGCCUUCCCAGAAUGGACAUCAACGCACGGCAUCCCUCACAUGGGUCGCACCAAACCCUACUGUGUUGGCUUUUGGACUAUCAUCACUCUAAUCGCUCUAGGCCUGUUAAUUUGGCAAUUAGUACUUAUUGUCAUCGACUACUACCAGCAUGACGUCAAUGUUCAAGUACAGCUCCAGUUUGAACAACGUACUUUUCCAGCUGUAACGCUGUGUGAUUUAAACCCGUACAAAAAGAGUAUCGCACUUCAGAACAGUAAUAUCAGCCAGUUGAUGGAUACCUACUUGUACGCGAUGCAAUCAAUGUCAUGUGCAAGCUAUUCUACCUGUACUUGGAUUUCAAACUCUACUAUGGAUUCUUUGAUGGAUUACUACGGUUUUACGGUAGGGAUUUUGGUUUUUAGGUUUCAAGCUAAAGCUAGCAUUACAUAUUAGGUUGUUCAAAUAGUUCUGUGCCCUUCUUAAAGCAAAUGUUUUGGUAAGAAGCCCGGAAUUAGUUGAACAGCUUAAUAUUAUAGUAUACUUGAUGUUGUAAAAUACUAACACGAAUCCUUGCCGGUAUGACGUUUCUUACAGUGAAUGGACUGGUAUUACAUAGUAACUUUUGGUCACUCUCACAUUUUACAGGGUUUAAACGACACGUCAGCUCUGCAAACCAAGGCUAAAAGAGUAUUGGACUUGGAAGCGGCUGAUUUUAACCUUACAUCGGCCAAAACUCAAUACGACGACUUUCUACAAGGAUGCAGCUUCAACACAGCCGAUUGUGCUGAUAGGUAAGGUAAAAUACGAGAGUUUCCGCUCAUUUGCUUUAAAAUGAUACAGUCUUCCAAUAAUAAUAUAAAUGUACUAAAAAUAAUGUAUUAACGAAUAUAUAUAUGCUAGCGGUAAAGAACAAAAGUAUUAUACGAGAUUGCUGAAACCGUAUUUUACCUCAAAAAAUUACAGUGACUGGACGCUAUUUGAAGACCCAUCGAUGGGAAAUUGCUUUACUUUUAACAAUGCUGGAGAAAUGAAUGCUACAAGGGCUGGUCCUAUUUAUGGCCUACGUGUAAUUGCCAAAACUAACGUUUCUGAAUAUUUAUUGACCUCAGACACUGCUGGAAUGAGCAUUCUGAUUCAUGAUCAAGAUGAAUUUCCUUUUCCAGAUAUCUUUGGAUACACUAUUCAGGUAAAGUAAUUUUUUAAGUAAAAAUUGUAUAUUGCUCAAACUUUAAAACUGCAGUCUCUGUUCUUGGCCACGGAGAAUAUAUUAUGUUUCUUUUUCCGUUUAUUAAGCUUACAAUUACAAUGUAACGUAUAUCUAACAUAAGUUGCACAUUGUGAUCAAAAACGGCUUGUUAUAAGCAUAUAGCGUAAACUAUUGUGCUGAUAGGCAAGGUAACUAAAAAUAUACGGCAUGUUUACCUUGGAAUAGUAAUCUUUGCCUUACUAUGGCUGGAUUCUAAUUUGGCCGGAUAUUCGUCUUCUUUGAUGCUGGUUAAGACGACCUGACGAUGCCGGUAUUAACAUUUAACUAAUGCCUUUGGGCGCCUUUCAAGGUACUUGAUCAUAGCGUUUUCAGGCUUUGUUUUUAGGUUCAUGUUCAUUUUUUUUGUAAAGCUGAAAUAAGAUCAAGACUAAAAAUGCGGAAUUUUGAAAUUGCUCCGUCUUAUCAGGUUGUUCAAAAAGUAGUGAGUUAUGUUUUAUAAUUAUUGUUUACAAAAAAGUUUUCUGAUAUACAGUUUAGUGGCUCAUUACUUUUUGAACAAAUUAAUAUAUAGCAUAAGGCUAAAAGUAAAGUUUUUAUUUGUCAAAAAAAAACUAGCUAUUAAAAGAAAGAACACUUACAUUAAUAAUCUUUGUGAACGACUAUAAUAAAUUAUAUCUUACAAAUUUAUACUUCAAGAUAUACCACUUAGUUACUGAUCUAAAAAACCGUUUAAAAACAGUUUUUUGGACAGAAGCUUAGAUAGAGUUUGCCGAAAAUUUGAACCAAAGUUGUUGUUGAGCCUGAUAGGUAAACGGAGGUUGUCUAAUCCAAGUGAAUGAAGAUUCAUUGAAAGAAGGGGCUUUUAUAGAUAGUAUUAUAUAUAGGCAUCGGCAGAAAUUUAUUGUAUAAUGUCUUUGCUUUUAUGUUGCAGCUUCUUUGCGCGUUCACCUUUCCUUCUGUGGUUGGGAUUGGCAAAGCGCUUAAAUCGUGGUAAAGCACUUUACUUCAUUUUUUUUCUAUUUGAAAGAGAUCAGGUAAAGCUAUACUAAAAGUUCUUCGGGUAAAGUACAAAAAUUGUAGCUAUAUCCAAUAACUUUGAAACAAUGAAUCUUAAAACUAUUAGGUUGUUCAAAUAAUUCUGUGCCUCUUCUCGAAACAAAACUGCGGAGUGUGGAUGAUGCAACUCACAAUUAAAUAUACAACUCAAUACAAAUGCAAUACCAACCUGUUUAACAAUAAAAUACCUGCCUUUUCAGAUAGGAACAGCCACAUCGAUAGGUGUAACGUACACUGAGAUAUCACGGCUAGGAAGUCCGUAUGGUGAAUGUACUGAUACGAAGCCAUCUGACUAUUUAUAUGAUUUACAGUAUAGUACUGAGGGCUGUCAAAGGUCGACUUAUCAAGCUGAUAUGGUCAAAAAUUGUGGAUGUUAUGAUCCAGCUUAUCCUCAGCCAAAUGGUACCAGUACUAUGUGCACUAUUUCGUCGGAUUGUAAGAGUUUUGUACUGUUUGGUAUUGGGUUGGUCAAAUUUUCUGAGCCUUUUAACUCUUAAAAGUUGCUUUGAGAGGGGCACAGAAUUAUUUGAAAAACUUAAUAUUAGGGUAUUAGUACUAUGAGUAUUAGUAUAACUGGUACUGAUUCAUUUAUACUAUUGUAGUACUAUGCUUUUAGUUUUGAUAGGUAAUUAUAACGGUACUAUGCUGGUACUGUGUUAGUACUACAUUGGUACAGUAUUAGUCCUGCAUUGAUACUGAGUCCAAACUUUGAACAAUUUUCAAUUUAAGACUCAUGUUGGAAUACCCAGUCCAACGACACAAUUUCCGACAGUUCAUGUACUCAACCUUGUCAUGAGGGAUCGUACGAAGUUACGGUAUCAGCUGCGAAAUGGCCCAGCGCUUCAUUGACAAUGAUUGGUGAAUGCCAAGAAGGACAAUAUCCAAAUCAAACUUGCCUCGAAAUGUAUUCGCAAAAUGGAGCUUUGAUUGAAGUUUACUACGAAAAACUAAAUUACGAAACUAUGGCGGAAAGCGCGGCUUAUACGGUAGGAGCGGGCUGUAGUUUUGAUAAUAUGCGUUAUCGCUUUGAUAAGAUACAUUAUCGCUUUAAAAAGACACGUUAUCGCAAAAAAUAUUCAAAAGAUUUUAAAGUAAAAUACGCCUUCUAGGAGUUUGACUGUUUUUUUAAUCAAAUCGUAUAGAAGUAUUAUAUGACAUGUUAAAAAAAGUUAUUACUUACAGUUCUCAACACUAUUGUCGAACUUUGGUGGCCAGAUUGGACUAUGGCUGGGAAUGUCAGUCAUUUCUGUGGUUGAGUUUUUGGUCCUCGGCUUUCAAGUAAGUUGUUUGUGGUAUGAACAUUAAAAACAAACUUAUAAGGCAUAAGGCUAUCUCAAGGCUUUGAUAAAGCUAAUUCAAGGAUUUGAUAAAGCACACUCAAGGCUUUAAGAAGGCUUAGUGGCUAUACUAAAGUCACCUUAAAGCUAGACAUGAGAAACGGGCCGGGCCGACCUUGAGCAAAAUUUAGUUCGGGCCGGACUUGAAAAAUAGGCCCUCCCAUGUCUACUUAACACUUUGAUAAAGCUCACUCAAGGCAUUGCUGACAAAUUAUAAGAUACGUCUUUUCAUGACAUGUUAUUGUAGAUAUGCGCUUCCUGUAUGUCAACCAAAGCUGGCGAAGUUGUGGGAUUUUAA
Messenger RNA from Bursaphelenchus okinawaensis, 4166 nucleotides. The record is from the annotation of a GenBank genome assembly. NCBI's taxonomy places the organism in Eukaryota, Metazoa, Nematoda, Chromadorea, Rhabditida, Aphelenchoididae.